Molecule: messenger RNA, 4540 nt
Organism: Patella vulgata (common limpet)
Lineage: Eukaryota; Metazoa; Mollusca; Gastropoda; Patellidae
Product: ciliogenesis-associated TTC17-interacting protein
Exons: 10
Coding region: 126-1307 (393 amino acids)
Biological process (GO): actin filament polymerization; cilium organization
Source: RefSeq, a predicted model, not a curated record
GUCAAAAUAUCCAUAGUGAUCGUCCAUUUUUUUCUAGCUGUCAAAAAGUAUUUAUUUUUUCGGUCUAUUUAUUUCUUAGGAUAACAUCAAAAUUAUUUGACUUCAGCCCAAAUUCAUUUCACAAAAUGGAAGAGCAAAAUGUUAACAGUGAAGUACCAAAAAUAGGAGUGGAUGUGAACAGUCCUGAUGAGGAGAAGAAAGGUGAUGAAAUACCUGAAAUACCUGAAGCAACUUCAGCUGCUUUAAAGUUUCUAGAAAGUCUAGUUCCAGAAACCGAUUUUAAAUAUAUGAUGUUUGACGACAAACUUGUCACAAUCUCUGAUACGGGCAAAGAACUGGGAGAAUUUUGUGUGACGAUCGAACCCACCAAACAUUGUAACCAGGACUGUUUUCUGGUGCACGCUAAUAGUCACGGGGCUAUUGACGGAGUACCAUGUGGGACGUCUAUAACUUGUUACGUCACACGGAAUCUAGAAACAAUUGAACAGCACCACCAUGAGUAUGUUAAUCUUGAUAAUUGUCCUUUAGAUAGAAAAACAAAUAUAGUCAAGCAGGAAACAGAAUAUACAGUGAACAGAAUAAUUACCCAAGGGGAGGCUGUGGAACGUAAAAAUAAAACUUUUUCUUUUGAUGAUAUGAAAGGUUUCAUUUCUGAAGGAUCAAAUUUAUUAUUACAUCGAUUACUGAUUGAGAAAGGAAUGCCUGAUGAUGAUUUUCAGUUGGUUUCAUUUGAUUCUGAAACGAAUCUGUGUGCUGCAACAUAUAAAUGUUUAGAGGAGAGAACACAGACAGUUGAAGCCAUAGAGUUACGAGUUUAUGGUAUUGAGAGAACCAUCAAUUCAAAAACAGAUUUACCAACAACAUGGCAAUCAUAUUUUACACAAGAUGGACAUUUAACAAAUCGUGUACAAGUUGGUUCACCUGUUGGGAUGAAAUUAGCUAAAGUACCCACUGCUGUUGUUAGAGAUGAAGAGCCACCUAAACCAGUAUUUGAAAAGAGAUCGUUAAAUAUAGAAGAGGAUAUGCAGAUGUAUUCAAAAUUUCUAGAUAGGAAGGAGGAUAUCAAAGGCGAUCAUGCCGUUUACAUGAGACAACAUCCAGAACUCAAAGCUCUUCUUGCAGACUUCCUGCAAUUUCUGCUUCUUCGUAAACCUCAAGACGUCAUCUCCUUCGCAUCAGAAUAUUUCUCAGCAUUUUCAACGACGGUGCCAAACCCAUCUCCUUAUUUGGCAUCGAAUGCUCCGACUCCUUUCCCGGUCAGUCGAGGCAAUACCCGAAUAGAUCAGUUACGCACGCCAACCAGAUAAUUCAAAGACAUGAUCACCCAGACUGUAAAUAAAUGGUUCUCUGUUAACAGAUUUUAAAUAAUUAUUGGUUGUUUUUGUAUCCAUUUCCGGAUUCCAUUCUUUACAUUCAAACCUUUACACUUAAGACCUGCUUUCAAUGGAUGAGAAAAAGUUGCUUGAAUUGCCAAUGAAAUGGGAGUGUUUCGAUGAGCGACUUUACCGCAGCAUUUUUUUCUCUCUUGUGAAGUGUGCACAUGCAUGCCAACCAGAUGUUUACUUUCUAGCAUAUAUACACAGGUUCUCCUCGAAUAAGUCAAUCAACCGCUCUUGUUGCUGCAAAAUCUUCAUUUAUGACAGGGUGAAGGUGGUAGAAUGGUUUGAUCAUAAGGUCAGUCAUUGAGUCAAGUGGCAUAGUUUCGAUUCCCUGCUUGUAAUUGAGAAGUAGUAGGCUCGUCUGUUUAACCUCAUGGGUUUUCAUAAGAUCUGUCAUUGAGUCAAGUGGCCAGGUUUCGACAAGGAGUAAGGUCGCCUGUCCAACCUCGUGGGUUUUCAUAAGGUCUGUCAUUGAGUCAACUGGUGUGGUUUCGAUUCCCCGCUUUUACAUGACAAGGAGUAGGGUUGCCUGUCCAACCUUGUGGUUUCACUCCCGGUCCUCCGGUUUCUUCCCACUGCUAAAGACCCCUACACACUAGCAAAUUAUUAAAAUAAAAUUGAACCAUAUGUUAGUCUCGAAAUUACGUAGUUCCUGUCAAGUGGAUGUUAAACCCCAUUUCUCUCCCUCACUUAUGACAUCAUGUACUUGAGAUCCAACAAACUUUUUACCGAUUUAUUUGUACACGUGGAAAAACAAAAACGCACGAGGAAAUGCGGUGACUUCUGCUGGCGAAAACACGUGGAAAAUGGACCUUAGACUGGAGUUAUUUUCAUAUAGACAAAAAAUCCAAAAUUUGAUUUCUAAUUUACUGGCCUGGAAAUAACGAUUGUAGUUGUAGGUGAUAAAAUGUCAGACAGUAUUAGAGUUGUAACCAGAUAUUUUAAACUUUGUGCCGGACAUUUAUUAAUAAAUAUCAUUAAAAACACAAAUUGUCAGGCUGUAUGAGUAGUUGUAUAUUGGGCUGUAUGAGUAGUUGUAUAUUGGGCUGUAUGAGUAGUUGUAUAUUGGGCCGAAAAUCUGUUACAAAUAUUAAAAACUCAAAUAAAAAUAAAAUUGAUGCCAGAAAAAAUACAGAUACCAAAAUGAUUGAGCCUGACGAAAUUGUCUGUGACAGGUGCCAUAUUUCUCGGUUUUCAAAUUUGUAUAGAAAUAAUAACAGGAUAUGAGACUGAAUUUGAAAGGAAUCUGGAAUUGGAUACACUUCAAUCAAACACCCCUCUUCCCCUCUAACCCUAACCUUUCCUCUCUAAGAAACGAAAGAUCUGAUUGUACAUUUUAAUAUGAUUUGAAUUCAAGAUAAAAUAUAAAAUGAGCAAAAUCUCUCCAGAUGUGAUGUAUGUUUUAAAAUCUCUCCAUGUGUGAUGUAUGUUUUAAAAUCUCUCCACAUGUGAUGUAUGUUUUAAAAUAUCUCCACAUGUGAUGUAUGUUUUAAAAUAUCUCCACAUGUGAUGUAUGUUAUAAAAUAACUCCACAUGUGAUGUAUGUUUUAAAAUAUCUCCACAUGUGAUGUUGGUUUUAAAAUCUCUCUACAUGUGAUGUAUAUUUUAAAAUCUCUCUACAUGUGAUGUCUGUUUUAAAAUCUCGCCACGUGUGAUGUAUGUUUUAAAAUCUCUCCACAUGUGAUGUAUGUUUUAAAAUAUCUCCACAUGUAAUGUGUGUUUUAAAAUCUCUCCACGUGUGAUGUAUGUUUUGAUUCUCUGGAGAUUGUGUUAACGCUGUAAUAAUUAUAAAAUUAUUUUUUCCAAUAUAAUUCAUCUUCAUCUCCCAAAAUUACACACCAUAGUCAAUUUCAUUUUAUACAACAUUUUACUCACCACCAAUUACUUAGGUGCCAAUUUGAAUAUGAAUUAGGUUUAUUAAAGGCUCAAUACCACUCUUGUUGUAACUGAAUAUAAUAUGUCCCAAUCUUUAUUCUAGUCAACAAAUUGUACUAUUUUAGAAUAUUUCAAUUAAUUGAUGAUACAAAUUUCAUCUUAACACACCUUAUUUAAAAAAAUGGAAAAAUUCAACUAAAUGAUUUGAAAAGCCUGACGUAAAGCUUUUCAAAUGUGACUUGGAUUUAAAAAUAUUUUUGAACCCUCUGGACAAGUAAAAUAGGAUUUAAUGGAUAAUUUACAUAACAGGUAGGACACUAACAUAUCUAGUACUUAGAAUAAGGCUAUUUUUUAUUUUCUGGAGCUGUCAAGCCAGCAAGAGUGUUAUUGUCCCUUUAAUAUGUAUAACCAGCAAUGGGGGAGGUGGCCAUUUGGGUAUGAAGUAUGUGUAUGCAUAUGUAUUUCCACGAAUAACUAAUGUUCCAAUUUGAAUAAUACAUUUAUUUGCCAUCUUCUGAUGAUUGUCAAAUAAUUAGAUUUUAAACAGAAUUAAAACAGAAAGUUCACCCACAACUUUAUAAACAGCUUUAUUAUUUCCAAAAUAUGUCAAAUUUAACAAAAGAAUAAUGUGCAUUCAGUAUUAUUUAUUUUAAGGCUAAACCAAUUUUUAAUUUUUAGUCAAUAAAUAGUUAUUUAAGUCUUAUGAACAAUGUUUUGGGUAAUAUUUUCGAACUAAAAGCCUUUGGGAAGAGCAACUAAGAAUUUUUAAGUAUUUUUUUGGACAGAAGAAAUGGGAAGAUAUUUUUUUUUUAAUAGGUUUUCCCGAAGAAGAAAUAUUUAAAUUAGUUUGGUCUAAUCUAUAGCCUCUCCAUCGAUCUAAAUAUUAAGGCCACUUGCAGAUUUCGUCAGGUCAAAAGAUGUAAACAGGGCUAGCGCUAACCCUAACCCUAACCCACAAUCCUGUCAACAAUCACAUGCCCUAACCCUAUUUACAUCUCGCAACCUUAAUAUUAAGAUGUCCAACCUCGUUGGUUUUCUCCGGGUCCUCUGGUUUCCUCCCACUGCUAAAGACCCCUACGUGCGGCGAGUUAUUGAGGUAAAAUUAAACCAUAUGUUGGUCCUGAAAUGACCUAGUUUCUCUCUCUCCCUUAAUAUUAAGACCUGAUGUAGUUAAAGCGAGAUCAAGCCUUCUAUUGAAGAUGUAGACAUCCCAGUCCAUCCUUGUGUUAAAUGUUCAGAUGGUUGUGAUUUUUUAUCUUUAGGAAAUAAAUUGGAUGUUAUUUAUU